AUGGCAGAUGAUGAAUCGCGUAACGUCAUCUCGACACGACAGCAGGCAACAACGGUGCAAGACCUACGAGAUAAUCGUUUAUCCGAUGGCUACAAGAAGGGCUACCGCAGUGGACUGCGGCAGAUUGUUGCGUGGCUGUGUGCAGCAGUUCAAACCGGUUCAAUAAACCCAGACGGAAUUAUCAACCUUGACGUCUUCACUUAUGAAGACUUCACAGAGUUUGUACUGCACAACGUGGUUGAGCGGUACGUGCAUUACGAUGGGCUCGUUGUGGCUGGACUUCCUCUGGGCAGUGGUGACUUUGCGGUGCUGCCUCCUCACUUCAUUGCUGGCAGCGAUGAUGCCGUGACUGCCUCCGGCCAACUGGUAUUUCCGCGAAUGUGGCGCCAUGAAGAACUACGAGGAGUCUUGAAGAGCUGUCUGGCAACAUUGAUUUACCACAAGACGUUCCUCGAGAAUGCUCUGCCAUCGGAGCACCCCUUGCUGUCCAGUGUUCUUUUUGGGGACCCAUUGAUGGCGACGCGGUUGCCCCCCAAGGUUACCCUUGCCUCCACGAUGAUGCAAUCAACUGGAAUCCCUCCGCAAACUUGGCCGCUAUACGUGACCUUCCAGGAGAAAUCCGAACUGUCAUCGAGGGCAUUCUUGACGAAAAGGGUAUCACAUCGGGCAACAUCACACAUUCACUCCUCAAGUGACUUCUCAACAACGCCGUCGCAAGGGUUGCUGGCACAAGCAGUCGUGCUGUUGUCACCACUGCUGUGGACGACAAUGCUCCAGUCCGCCCGGUCCACUUUUCGGGCAGAAGAUGGCACUUCCUAUCAGUGGACUUCGAGUUGA
Molecule: messenger RNA, 837 nt
Organism: Aphanomyces astaci
Lineage: Eukaryota; Oomycota; Saprolegniomycetes; Saprolegniales; Verrucalvaceae
Exons: 2
Coding region: 1-837 (278 amino acids)
Source: RefSeq, a predicted model, not a curated record